Molecule: messenger RNA, 1923 nt
Organism: Penicillium digitatum Pd1
Lineage: Eukaryota; Fungi; Ascomycota; Eurotiomycetes; Eurotiales; Aspergillaceae
Product: SUMO ligase MMS21
Biological process (GO): double-strand break repair via homologous recombination; protein sumoylation
Cellular component (GO): nucleus; Smc5-Smc6 complex
Molecular function (GO): SUMO ligase activity; zinc ion binding
Source: RefSeq, a predicted model, not a curated record
AUGUCGGCAACGCCCAGCCGACGGCCUUCAGCGUUAUCUCAGCCACAAUCAACACAAUCACGCAGACGAAACGCCCACACUUCACAAUCAGAAGCACCACCCCUGCCAGAAUAUGAAAUCCCCGAAGCUCCUCUCACAGCUGAAAGCCAGCGUCAAAUCGCGGCCCUCCUCGCAUCACAGCACCUCCGCACCCUCCGCACCCACCUCCAACAUGCCGCCGAGAAACUUACACACUCGGGUGGUGAAGUUAACGAGCGCCUAAGCGAUGCCAGGACCCGGUAUGAGAAAAUGAAGGAAGCGCGCCGGCGUCAGGGCGACAAGAAUGUCGACGACGACGAGGCCAAUGAGGAGUACCAGCGGCUUGCCGAGGAAGAGACCCGAGUCAAUGCUAUUACUGCGAAGUUGGAGGAGAAGACUCGACUGAUUGUCGAUUCAGAAAUCAAGCUCCAGGGGUUGACGGAUGCGAUGGGUGAAAUCGAAAGGGAGGAGGGCGAGACGGUCGCUGCUGCUUUGGGAGUGAGACAGACCCGUCAACGGCGGGCAAGACAGAGAGCCCGGGGUGGCGAUGAUGCCGAUGGGACUGAGGAUCCGACUGAUGGUGACUACGAAGACGAGCAGGAGAAGGAGAUGCGGGAGCGCAAUGCACAGAACCCGCCUAGUCGCAAACUGGUGGAUAAGUUGACGAAGGGUGUUCAGAAAUGGAAUGAGCUUUCUUUGACAGAGAGGUAUGCCAGCAAUAACUCCUACAUCGGCUUCUACCGCAUGGUACACGACUCCAAAUUCCCCGGCGACGACGUCCCGCCACUGCCUCAUUCAUCUACAUGGUUCGACCACAUGGACGCUACGAAUACGCGAUCAGGGGCCGCUGCACGUACACGCAACCAGAACCGUCGCGCCUCGCCCACCGGUUCCGACGACGACAUUGCCAUUGAGCGCGAGCGCAUCUCCCUCAAAUGCCCGUUGACGCUCACACCGUACCAGGAUCCCGUGACGAGCACCAAAUGUCCGCACAGUUUCGAGCGGGAGGCUAUUAUGGAUAUGAUCAAUCGCAGCCCGACGACUAUUGCGCCCCCGGCCUCUCGUCGGGGCCAGCGCCGCGUGCAUGUGGUCAAGUGUCCUGUUUGUUCUAUUCCGUUGACCGCGGACGAUCUGCGGCCAGAUCCAGUUCUCCUCCGACGUGUGCGCCGUGCCCAAGAGCUCCAGGAGCGCGAGGAAGAAGAUGAUCACUUGGAAGGGGAUGGGAGAAAGCAGAAGGAUCGCAGUACCGGCAUUGCCUUGGAUAGUGACGUGGAAAGUGAUGAUGAUGCUAUGGAUGUUGAUGGCCCCCCUCCCUCACAGCAUAUCAAACUGGAGCCGCUUAGUCAGGCUGCUCGGGCCGUUCAAUCUGAGGAGUCGAGCGACGAUGCGGAGAGUGAAGAUGCUGAGGUUGAGGAUGUGGAGAUUGUGGAGAAUGCGGAAGGGGAGAGUGCAGAGGGGGGGAGUGCAGCAGUGGAGACUGACGAAGUGGAGAUUGAACAAGAACAGAACGAACAGGUGGAAAUUGAAGAACCGCACAACGAACCAGCGGAGAAUGAAGUGGAGAAUGAAGUGGAGAUUGAGGAACCGGACAACGAAGAAGUGGAGACUCGAGUUGAGACUGACGAGCUGCAUGAAGAGGUGGAAACCGACGAAUCCGGGAACGAAGUCAGUCAAGAUGAAGAAAUGUACGAGGAAGUGCCCAAUGAAAGGCCGAACGAAGAAAGACCCCGUGAAGAUGCGGAGAGUGACGCGCAGGAUCCAGGUGUGGAGUCUCAGGAUAUACCACCCGCGGAUUUGCAGAGUGAGAAGGGGGAAGAUAACAGUGAGGACAGUGAAGACACUGACAGUAGUGAUCUUGAACCCAAAGUCGAGAAUGAGUCCGAGGAAGAAAGCGAGAGCGAUUGA